AUGCUCUGUAUCGAAUGUGGAAAUCCCACCAUCGAUUGUUUAUAUUCCAAAUACGAGAGUGAUUAUAUCAAGUUGACUAUAUGUGAUCGAUGUGGUAAGAUUGCUGAUAAGUAUAUUGAGUAUGAUAAUGUCAUCUUGUUCAUCGAUUUGUUGUUGCUUAAACAACGCGCGUAUAGACAUUUGGCGUACAAUGUUAAUGAAACAGAUAUGCUCAAAGAUCCCGCGGUAGGUGUAGUGAGGGCAAAAAACACGAGCGAUGCAGUACUGUCACGGUCACGAUCAGAAAGUCAGUCACAGCAUCUGUUUGUCUGGAGAUAUAAGAGGAUGCUACGAUUCAUAUUGCUUAUAAUUCUCUUUGAAGUAUAUUUAAAAUGGGCCUAUGAAGAGAGGAAAUCAGUGCCGACUAUUACCAUGCACUAUAUCCUUAAUCGGAGUGUACCAAUUCAGUACUUGUACUUUAUUGCCAAUGUGUUAAUUGAACAGAUAGUACUGAAUGUCACUAUUCUUAUCCUCUUUAGAUACUUACUCAAUUGGGGACACGUUACCAGUAUCAACUUGAAGGAUCAGUUCCAGUAUGGUUAUCAAACAUGUGUGCUUUUAUCCACAGUAUUGACAUCCAGUUCUAUCAAAUUAUUCCCCAUACUAAUGCUCAUAUGGCCUUAUGAUACCACAUCUAUUUCUGCAUCUAUUAUAAAUUUGAUUGGAUAUUUGUAUACAGUAGAAGCCCUAAGGAUUGUAACUAACAAGUCGUACAUUUCAAUAAUAUUUAUAUUGAUUGUAUCGGUAGUGCUUCAGUUGGGAUUGACCAAUGGGAUUCUAUUACUGAUUGUAUCUAAAGUAUCAGGUAUUGAAUUGACUGAUAUGCUCCAUAGUGAUUAUGAUCAAUUUCUACAAUUACUUGAACAGUAUAGAGUGGUAAUCCGAGUGCUUCAGGAUAGUCUAUAA
Molecule: messenger RNA, 945 nt
Organism: Scheffersomyces amazonensis
Lineage: Eukaryota; Fungi; Ascomycota; Pichiomycetes; Serinales; Debaryomycetaceae
Gene: ARV1
Product: sterol homeostasis protein
Exons: 1
Coding region: 1-945 (314 amino acids)
Biological process (GO): regulation of plasma membrane sterol distribution; sphingolipid metabolic process; intracellular sterol transport
Cellular component (GO): Golgi apparatus; cortical endoplasmic reticulum
Source: RefSeq, a predicted model, not a curated record